AUGCGUACGUUAUAUAAAGAAAUGUAGGCGAGCAUUUAAUUCUGUUUUCUCUAGUAAAUAGGAAAGAUCCGACGGAUUAAGUUGUUAUUCAGACAAACGUGUUUUACAUCCAUUAGUGUUUUCCAACAACAGAAUCAACACAUUAAAUCUCCGACAUGAAUAACAAUAACCUCGUUCCUGACAUGACUACUACCAAGAUUCAAGAAGGCGAUGAUGUCAAGGACGAUGAGAAUGAAGAUGACGAAAGGGAGCCACGUGACAUCUUUUGCCAAAUGGGAAUAUUACGUCAUUACGAUGAGGAGCUCGUCUGGAAAGAAAUACGAAGAUGGGUAAAGUUCGAGGAGGUUCUAGAAGAGAAGGGAAAGAGGUGGUCCAAACCCCAUGUGUCAUCACUCUACAUGCAGAGUCUCACAGAACUACAGCUACUCCUAGCGUCAAACCCCAUCUUCCUGGACCUGGAGGUUAACAACAUGUUCGAACUUACUGAAACUUUAGUAGCCCAUUGGGUGAAAAACGGUUACCUGGAACCGAUUCUGACCAACCACGUGCGCGCACUCCUUCUGAAACGUCACAAACACCACCACGUGCACUUAAAGCACAUGACCCGUAAUACCCAGAGUAAGCUCCAUCUAAUCUUGUACGGCAGUGAGGACGAUAGUACCCCGUCUACACCUGACCUCAGAGGAUUGGAUAAUGAAGCCAUGAAAGCGAGUUUGCCAGAUUUGACACAAGUGGAGGAUGCUCUGAAGCAGAACGAAAAUUCCAUGUCUUGUCCAGAUCAUUUGUACCAACAGGCACAUACACCCAAAGCUCACAACAAGCACCAACAACAUGCUCAUCUCCUACACCAUCACGGCCAUGGACCGCCAAACCGGAAGUUCCUUCGGAAGAUCCCAGUCGGAGCGGAAGUACUAAAUAUCCUAGUUGGGGAGGUGGAUGCUCUUGACUCGAGGCUGGCAGCAUUCGUACGGUUAAGGAAUGCAAAGAACCUUGGCAACAUAUCAGAAGUGCCUCUACCGACUCGGUUCCUCUUCAUCAUGUUGGUCCCCAAAAAUGCCUUCGAGUCGUCCUCGGAAAUAGGUCGCUGUAUGGGAACUUUAAUGACAGAUCCUUUCUUCCGCGAGACGGCGUACUUGUGUGAUGACAGGGUAGAAAUCAUGACAGCCGUACAGGAAUUCGCUAGUCAGGUGACGGUGCUGCCACCUGGGUCCUGGGACCCUAAAACCCGCAUUGAGCCUCCCGAGAUCAUCCCCACUAAGGAAUCUCGGAAGAAAGAAGUAGUCCCGAUCGACAUGCCCUUCCAGCCAGAGGAGGUUCACCACGACCACUCUCUCGAUCGUACCGGAAGAUUAUUUGGAGGACUGAUUAAUGACAUCAAGCGAAAGAUACCCUGGUAUAAGAGUGAUUUCACUGACGCCCUCCAUCUACAGUGUGUAGCGUCCUUCUUCUACCUUUUCCUUGCAACAUUAACACCGAAUGUAACAUUCGGGGGUCUCCUUGGGGAGGCUACACAUCAGUAUAUGGGAACCAUGGAAUGUAUUCUGGCCGCGGCGGUCUCUGGAGUGUUGUUCGCCUUGUUCUCGGGUCAGCCUCUGAACAUACUGGGCAGUACUGGACCAAUGUUGAUUCUCGAGAUGAUCCUCUACAAUCUCUGCAGUGAUAACGGUUGGGACUUCAUGCCAGCUCGUGUAUGGGUCGGAAUCUGGACUGCUGUUUUCCUUUUGAUCAUAAUUGCCUUUGACCUCAGUUCGUUGGUCCAGUAUAUAACCCGAUUUACAGAAGAUAGCUUUGCCUGUCUCGUCGCUAUCAUUUUCAUAUACCAGGCAGUCGCUAAACUCCUCGAAAUACGCGAAGAGGACCCCAUAGAACUCCAUCCAUUGUCAAGAGUGGAUAAUGGAUGUGUCUGUUUCUUUGGGAAUGCUACCUUGAAUUCUACUUCCGGUGGUGUGGGAAAUCAAACAUUUUUAUCAGGCGUACAUCCGGGUGGUAUUGAAAAUGCCAUGGUUACUGCGGUGACGGAUAUAUCUGCUGCUCAUGUCAAUUCGAGCGUUUCAACACUUCAAUCAUUAAAUGAGAAUAUCACUACCUGGAUGGAACAAUGUACACAAAAUGGAGGUAUUCUUCAAGGCAGCGGAUGUGACGUCACAAAAUACGUACCGGAUGUGUUCCUGUUUUCUUUGAUUUUAUUUCUUGGGACUUCCUGUCUGGCUUUUUGCUUUGUACGAUUCAGGGACAGCCUUUUCUGCCCGACAGUAGUGAGACAGACGGUCAGCGACUUCAGUGUGUUACUGGCUAUAGUUAUCAUGGUCGGCCUGGAUUUAGCUCUUGGCCUGCCGACACCAAAACUCACCGUCCCGUCGGAGUUUAAGCCUACACGAGAGGGGCGUGGUUGGUUCAUCAACCCUAUCAGUGAUACGAACCCUUGGUGGCUGAUGGUUGCGUCUGCACUUCCCGCCAUUUUGGCUACCAUCCUCGUGUUCAUGGACCAACAGAUCACCUCCGUCAUCGUGAACCGGUCACAACACAAAUUAAAGAAAGGGGGAGGAUACCACCUAGAUCUUCUCGUAGUGGCCGUACUCAUAGUGGCACUGUCACUACUGGGACUCCCUUGGUAUGUCGCCGCUACCGUCACAGCCAUUGCGCAUGUCAUGAGUUUAAAGAAAACUUCGGAAUGUACUGCACCGGGAGAGAAGCCCACUUUCCUGGGAGUCAGGGAGCAGAGAGUGACAGGAUUACUGGUGGGCAUAUUCAGCGGUUUGGCCGUACUUAUCACGUCUAUAUUACAGUACAUCCCAAUGCCAGUUUUAUACGGUGUUUUCUUUUACAUGGGAGUAUCGGCUCUCAAUGGAAUGCAGCUUGUGGAGAGAAUCUUGAUUGUCUUUAUGCCACAAAAGUACCAGCCGGAUUAUAAAUAUCUUCGCUACGUACCUCUCUCCCGCGUACAUCUAUUUACGUUCAUCCAAGUGGUUUGUCUAGCAGUACUCUGGAUUGUCAAAAGUGUCAAAGCUGUCGCCAUUUCAUUUCCGAUCAUGGUCGUGGCGAUAUGCUUCAUCCGAAAAGCGUUGGAGUACGUGUUUGAUCCGUAUGAGUUACAGUGGCUGGACAGUUUACUCCCGGACAUGUGCAAGUCUACCAAGGAUGGCGCAGAAGAAACAACACCAGGCGUCAUAGCCACAAAGAUCAAAUUCGCGAGGUCUUUGUCAGUUCCGGCGUCCACUUUACGUACCGGAAGUACGUCGAUCCAAACAAAUCCAGACGGUGGUCAUCAACAUUUAUUUGCCAGUCGGAAAAUCUCGACAGGUUCAUCACAGACAAGCACAGUGUAUGGACAUCAUGUUUGUCAAAGGAAAAUCUCUAUUCUUUCACUUCCGGUAAACCCGACAUUUGUUUUAGAUCACUCGGAACUGCAGCGAGUGAGGGAGGAGAGAAGUGUAAACUUUUCUUUAGACAAUCUGCCGGAAGUAUAGUAAACACAUUUUACACCGGAAGUGUAGUUAAGACCUUUUACACCGGAAGUGUAUUAAAGACCUUUUAGACCGGAAGUGUAGUAAAUACAUGUAUAUAGAACAUUAUAAAGUGCUUUUCCAUUGAUUUUUGUGAAUAUUUCAUGUAUAUGUAUAUAUUAAAUAUGAACUACAGUUCUAUGAAGAAUCACGUUAAUAAGUGUUACGUGAAGUAUGUCACAAUGACAAGAGCAAAACUGGGCCAUCAUUUUGAGUGGGAAGAUUAAUGUGUUGUAUGACAGAUUUGAUAUAUUCUAUAUUUUGAUGCUAUUUUGAAAAGUGACACUACUUCAAUAUCUUAAUGUAUGUAGAAAAUGCAAUGAUUGAGACACCAUAUUAUUUUAGGACAUGUAUUUAAUAACCAGUAGCAACAAUAAUAUAUUUAAUUCAUGCUGUAGAUUAGACGAGAGACUCGAUAAUCAUGUGUAUGAAAGUUUGUAUUACUAAACCAGAUUCGAAAAGGAUCUCCUUCAGUUGAUGUCCAUCCCUGAUCAAGGACCUAAGCCGUAGCAAUAUUAACCUUCACUGAGGUAGACCUCAACUGACGUCUAUAACUGUAUGUCAUCUAGUGAGUUAUCAUUUGUUUGUCUAUAUGAAUUUCCAUUAGUCCUGUACACAUUAAAAUGAUGUCAUAAUAAAACUAUGUAUAAAGAAAUUACGAACAUGUUUCGUCUGUCUCACACCUGUGUGUCUGGUAUAAAUUGUAUCGCUAUUUAAAUUUCCUUGAUCGUCUUCGACCUUUAUUAAUUAACAAACAUGUUCUAGACAAUGUCGGUUAUGCGGCAUCGUCGGCAUCCCAGGAGGGAGCAUGGGGCAAAUUUGAACGUAACCUUUGACAUAUGAAAAUGAAGACAGCGAAAAAAAAGUGAUGUAAUUGAAAGCUCGCAAAUACUUGUUUGAAAAUACUGUUUGUCUAUAUCACAUGAUUCCUUCAAAAAUAAAUACAAUGUAUUAAAUUUU
Messenger RNA from Pecten maximus, 4463 nucleotides. RefSeq names its product electrogenic sodium bicarbonate cotransporter 1-like. Gene Ontology annotation, biological process: bicarbonate transport; monoatomic anion transport; transmembrane transport. The transcript is spliced from 19 exons. The record is from RefSeq and is a predicted model, not a curated record. NCBI's taxonomy places the organism in Eukaryota, Metazoa, Mollusca, Bivalvia, Pectinida, Pectinidae. Gene Ontology annotation, molecular function: monoatomic anion transmembrane transporter activity; sodium:bicarbonate symporter activity; solute:inorganic anion antiporter activity. Gene Ontology annotation, cellular component: plasma membrane. Bases 156 to 3467 code for a protein of 1103 amino acids.